Ilex paraguariensis (yerba mate) is the source of this 441-nucleotide messenger RNA. Lineage: Eukaryota; Viridiplantae; Streptophyta; Magnoliopsida; Aquifoliales; Aquifoliaceae. The record is from the annotation of a GenBank genome assembly.
AUGAUGACAUCUUUGGCCCUAGUAUCCAUGGUGAUGCUAACUAUGAAGGGACAAGUAGGGAAGAGGGUGGAAGACCAAUGUAGGCCACAGAAUGUUGGGGCAGAAAAGGAUCAGAAGGUUGGUGGAACAUGUGGGGCACAGGAUGUUGGCUCGCCGCCGUGGGGGGUGUGGGGUUGUCCACGUAAGAGACUAAGUUCUGAUUUUAGGGAUGAAAUUCCAUCACCUCAAGCAUUCAGAGAGUUGCUUAGGGAAUACAACAUCAGACAUGUCUAUGACCUCAGGGGUGUUGCAUCUGGUGGCUCAGCCGGAAGGGAAAGAGGUUCUAGAAAGGGAAGUUUUGGUGCUACUACUGGAAGGCAUGCUUCUGAUCCUACUUUGACAACAUUAUUUGGGAGGAUCAGGGCACGAACGCAGACACUGUCCACUGCUUCUAAGAAUUAA